CGAAGGUGAGGGGUAAUGUCUGUGGAGAAAGGGGUUCCGUUAGACUAUUCGCUCUGGGGUAUGAGGGAUGUGCGGGGUAAGCAGCCCAGAGCAGUGAGGGGACGCGGCAAGGCCCGAGGCCAGGCCCGGGGUCACGGGCGGUCGCACCUGGAGCCAGGAAGCAGAGGGGCGCAGAUUCGGCGAGAAAAAUUGUGGGUGCCCUGGAACGGGCUCGUUGUGAUCGGGAAGAGAAUGGAGCUCCUGGGUAGACAUACACAAAAGCCUAGGAUGUGGGGCCCCAAGCUUGACGCUGAGAACUGGAGACUGGACGGUGUGGAAAAGAGGGUCUUGAAAGAGAAGUCAGGCCAGAGUCAGGAAAGGAUGGAUGUGAAGCUACUGCCCAGUGUAGCAGGUGCAUUACAGGCUUCAGCAGGUUUGGGGAAAAACAGCCCAAGGGAGAUGUGGGGAAAGCAAGAACUCAGAGGCAAAAUAGGUGCUGAAUCUGAAAGUGCAGGCACUACAGCAGGGUCUAGGAUGGGGUCUGGUUUUAAAGACAGGUUGAAGGUUACUGGGGUACGGACCAGCGGAGAGGACUUGAGAUCCAGGGGAUAUACACUAGGGCAGAAUGAGGAGGAGCUGAGGUCCGGUGGAGAGAAGUUAAGGUCAAGUAGAGAGAGGCUGAGGUCAAGUGGAGGAAAGCUGAGUCUGACUGGAGAGAAGCUGGGGUCAAGUGGAGAGAACCAGGGAUCCCGGGGAGAGAAGCUGGGAACUAGUGGGGAGGAUUUGAGAUCCACUGGAGAUAAACUGCAGUCAAGUGCAGAAAAGCUGGGGCCUAGUGGAGAGAAGCUGGAGGAUUCAGGAAUGGGCAGCAUAAAUGAAGAGAGCAUUGAAAGGUUGAUAGAAGUUACUGGUGCUGAGAUGGAAAUUCCUGUUGAAAGAGUGGAAGGGAAUGAUGAGCUCGAAGGGGCUAAGGAGGCGGGAAUUGGGGAGGAUGUCUUGGAGGGGGUGAAUGAUAUUGCUGACGAAUCUGUUUCCGCGGAAGAGAAAGAGGUUAUAGGUGAAGGUAGUGGUGAAGGAGGCAGAUGAAGGACUGGAGCUAAAGAAAGAAAGGGAAGCAGAGAGCGGAAGUGUUGCAAGU
This is a messenger RNA of Herpailurus yagouaroundi (jaguarundi), 1117 nucleotides long. RefSeq lists its product as uncharacterized. The transcript is spliced from 2 exons. Lineage: Eukaryota; Metazoa; Chordata; Mammalia; Carnivora; Felidae. The record is from RefSeq and is a predicted model, not a curated record. Bases 16 to 1065 code for a protein of 349 amino acids.